ACAUCCAUCCUCUCACGCCCAGCCAGAAUCAUCCUGUACGCUGUAUUGUGCGCUUCCAGAAACUGUUGCUCCGGUCUCCCGUGCCAACAAGCACGAUUUCUCUCGCCCUGCACUUUCUCUCUCUUUCGCGUUCGGCAGAGAAGGUAGCUUCUUUUGAAGCCACCGCGACCCCUCCUCCAUCUUUUCCACGCCACUCUUGACCAUGGACCAACUCGGAAGCGAUAUGCUGAUCGAUUCAGAGUUCGAGGAGAAACAUGAUGUUGCCAUCAUAUCGCAGGAUGACCCCGACGCAAUGGAAGAUAUCGAAGCUGAACCCAUACUGAGAGCGGAUGACUUUGAUGCCAUGAAAGAGAGAUAUCUACCAGACCUACCAGAUCAGGAAGCAGAGGACGAAGCCAUACACACUUGGGAUAUCACAAAUUGGAGACAGAUGGGUCGCAAAGAACAUGGACCAGUCUUCCAAUGCGCAGGCUCUCCUUGGAGGAUUCUCUUCUUUCCAAGCGGCAACAAUGUGGACAGUGCUUCAUUUUAUCUUGAACAAGGAUUUGAAGAUAAGCCUCCAGAGGACUGGUAUGCUUGUGUGCAAUUUCUCCUAGUAUUAUGGAAUCCCAACGACCCUACAAUGCACGUCACACAUACCGCGACGCAUAGGUUCACUGUAGAUGAGGGUGACUGGGGAUUUACACGGUUUGCUGAGCUUCGAAAGCUCUUCGCCUCGUCAUGGGAAGAUAAACCUCGGCCUAUGGUUGAAAAUGACAGUGCCAAGGUGACGGCAUAUGUCAGAGUGUUGAAAGAUCCCACAGGUGUUUUAUGGCACAAUUUCUUGAAUUACGAUUCAAAAAAAGAGACUGGACUGGUGGGACUAAAAAAUCAGGGUGCAACAUGCUAUCUAAACUCGCUGCUACAGUCGCUAUAUUUCACGAAUGCCUUCCGCAAAGCAAUUUAUCAGAUACCGACUGAGCAGGAAGCAGAUCGAUCAAACAGCGCCUACGCGCUACAAAGGCUUUUCUAUCAACUUCAAAGUAGCGCGCAACCAGUUCCGACCAAUGAGCUAACCCAAUCCUUCGGAUGGGACUCCAAACAGAUCUUCGAACAACAGGAUGUACAAGAGUUGUCCCGUAUCCUGAUGGAAAGAAUGGAAGAGAAGAUGAAAGGAACUGAAGCUCAGGAUGCCCUUUCGAAGAUGUUCCUGGGCAAAAUGAAAACCUACAUAUCUUGCAUCAACGUUCCUUACGAAUCUUCGCGCACUGAAGACUUUUGGGACGUGCAGCUCAACGUUAGUGGGAACAAGAAUCUGGAUGACAGCUUCAAAGACUAUGUCCAGGUUGAAACUAUGGAUGGCGAGAACAAAUACUUUGCUGAAGGUCACGGUCUCCAGGACGCCAAGAAAGGCGUCAUAUUCGAAAGCUUCCCGCAAGUUCUGCAUCUCCAGCUCAAGCGAUUCGAGUACGACAUCAACCGUGAUGCCAUGAUGAAGGUCAACGACCGAUACGAGUUCCCUGAAUUCUGGGACGCCUCACCCUAUCUUUCUGAAACUGCGGACCGCUCCGAGCCUUAUAUCUACCACCUGCACGGAGUACUAGUACACAGUGGUGAUCUUAACGCUGGACACUACUACGCCUUUUUAAAGCCUGACAAGAAUGGCGAAUUCUACAAAUUCGACGACGAUCGAGUCACUCGCGCCACCAAGCGUGAAGCUAUGGAAGAAAACUUUGGUGGCGAUUACCCUACUAACACGGCCAACAAUCAACAACGGAAUCCAUACACCCGAACGUGGUCAUCGAAACGCUCGAUGAGUGCUUACAUGCUCGUUUAUAUCCGUGAGAGCAGAUUGGAUGAUAUCUUACUCCCUAAUCAGGAAGUUACUGUGCCCCCGCAUCUAGCCCAGCGAAUCGCGGAGGAAAGAAUUGCAGCCGAAAGGCGGAAAAAGGAGCGAGAAGAAGCACAUCUAUACAUGGACCUCCAUGUUGCCACAAAGAAGAAUUUUACUGCAUACCAAGGCUUCGACAUUGUUCCGUGGACUAAGGAAAGCGGCACCCCGGCGUUCCCGAAACACUACCGGGUUCUUCGUUCGACAUUACUGACAGAAUUUCUCAAACUGGUUGCUGAAGACAUCGAAGCUGACCCGAAUCUGCUCAGACCAUGGGCGAUGGUAAAUCGACAAAAUGGAACAGUUCGUCCAGAUCAGCCGAUAACAAUCUCAAGUUUCACCGUCGAGGAGGCAGCGAACAAAUUUGGCUCCAAGACUCCGCAUUUCCGAAUCUGGGUAGAGAGUACUAAAGAGUUAGAUUCAGAAGGAAAUCCCAUUUUUGGCGAAGUUCAAUCGGACGUUAUUCAACAACAGCCCGGAAACAAGCCGAUUAUGCUCUUUCUCAAGCAUUUUGACGCAGAAGAGCAAACGCUUUUUGGGGUGGGAACCUUCUACGCAGGUCAACACACAAAAGUCCAGGAUUUGUCCCCUCAAAUACUCGAAAUGAUGAAUUGGCCAGCUGGCACCACUUUUAAAUUAUUUGAAGAGAUCAAACAGAGCAUGAUUGAACCCAUCAAACCAAAGGCCACUCUUCAUGCAUCAGAGAUCCAGGAUGGCGAUAUUAUUACCAUCCAGAAAACACUGCCAGAGAAGGAUAUUACAGAGCUUACAGCGAGCGGGAAGUUCGUGGAGGUUCGAGAAUUCUACGAUUAUUUGCUCAAUCGGUGUGAUGUCACGUUCACACCGAAGCCCCCUACUGAUGACGAAUCUUCGUCUUUCAUGCUCACUUUAAGCAAGAAGAUGAAUUACGACCAAUUUGCAGCGAAGGUUGGUAUCCAUCUAGGAGUCGACCCGACCCAUAUUCGCUUCACAACUAUUAACCCUACGACGAAUCGGCCGAAGGUACAAAUCAAACGGACUCCAAAUAUGACCUUGGGAGGCAUCCUCUUCCCGACUGCAUACGGAGGCUAUGCGUCAUCUACGGCACCAAAGAAUGAUCAGUUGUUCUACGAGGUACUCGAAUUAAGUCUCGCAGAGCUGGAAUCCCGGAAAUUAUUGAAGAUUUCUUGGUUAUCAGAUGGUAUCUCGAAGGUGGAUGAUUAUGAAGUUCUGGUUCCCAAGAACGGCACAAUCAGUGACCUAUUAGAGGGUUUACAGAAAAAGAUCAACCUUCCCGAUGACUCGAUAAGAAAGUGUCGGAUCUUCCAAACACAGAGUAACAAGCUAAUCAAGCCAAUGCCUCUUGACCAAGACAUAGCUGGGAUUAACGAAUUCUUCGUACUAUAUGCCGAAAGAAUACCAGACGAAGAACUCGCCGAUGAGAACCCCCGACUCAUGAGUGCGUUCCAUUUCGAUAAGGAUCCUGCGAAGCCGCAUAGCAUACCGUUCACAUUUGUUCUCAAAGAGGGCGAAGUCUUCAAAGACACCAAAGAGCGGCUGUCGAAACGGACAGGUAUCAAGGGAAAGAACUUGGAUAAGAUCAAGUUUUCCUUGAUUCAAAGACCUGCAUACUCAAAACCUCAACUUUUGAAUGAUGAAGAUGUAAUCACAAACCUUAUCGGUGAUCGUGACGAUGUAGCACUAGGCUUGGACCACGUGAACAAGCAGCGGAGUCUCUGGGGAAAGGCAGACUCAAUUUUCAUUCGCUAGACUAUACAGACCUUUGAUAUAUACAUUUAUAUAUUAGAGCUGCUGUGGUCUGCCUAGCGUGCUUGGAGGAUUGGAUUGGAGAAGUUAGCUCCGCAGACGGCGAGCGACUCUAUGCAUAUCAACAGGCGUUCUUGUACAGUGAAAGAAGCAGCUAGGCAGCGACUAGGAAGAAUUAUCAAUGCGACUCUAUAGUACAUAGUGAACGUUGCUACCGCCUAAUGCUGACGUCCUAUGUGGAAGAUCGU
This is a messenger RNA of Pseudovirgaria hyperparasitica, 3864 nucleotides long. RefSeq names its product cysteine proteinase. The transcript has 7 exons. Gene Ontology annotation, biological process: regulation of protein stability; protein deubiquitination. NCBI's taxonomy places the organism in Eukaryota, Fungi, Ascomycota, Dothideomycetes, Acrospermales, Acrospermaceae. The record is from RefSeq and is a predicted model, not a curated record. Bases 203 to 3619 code for a protein of 1138 amino acids. Gene Ontology annotation, molecular function: cysteine-type endopeptidase activity; cysteine-type deubiquitinase activity; protein binding. Gene Ontology annotation, cellular component: cytosol; nucleus.